AAACUGCAGGUGCAAUACAGCAGAAAACAUCCACACAUUGAAGAAGCUCUUCUGACUGAGCGACCUGCGUUACUCAUACCAAGAAGUCAGCAUUAGCAACUUGAAGAACGGCACGGAAGACUAUAGACAAUUUCUGGUGUGUGUCAACUAUAGGUAUUUCACUUUUAUCUCGAUACCAGCGAGAGAAGCUGAAGGAAUUUGUUGACUGCCUUGGUAGUCAUAAAUAAUUUCAUCGAUAACUGCUGAAGUUAAUAUUGAAACAUCAGCAUGUUUCCUUCAAGGGGACGCGGUCCAUCCUUUGGCCCCUUCGGUUUCAAUGGUCAUCGUGGUGGUUUUGGCCAUCACAGGGGAGGACAUCACUGGCCAUUUGGGCCACAUCAUGGCUCAAUGAGGCCACAUCACCACCACCAUUUUGGCCCACAACAUCGUAUGUGUCCCCUGCGUGAUGGUGGUCACAUGCAUAACCAUAGACAUCAUGACAGGGAUCUGUCAGAUAUUAUCGCUGCAACAUAUCAUUUGACUCGUCACAUGUGCCCCGCUGCUCAUUCCUUCGAGGAUGAAUUUGAUGAAUUUAUCCCACGACAUGCCGAUAAACACCAUCAUUCUGUCCCUACAUCUGCUGAAGAUGACGCUGAGACCUCUGAACAUCACAUGGACGAGGAUCAACACCAGGAACAGCGAGAACAGCAGCAGCAUACUUGCAAUGCAACUAGUGGUGAGCUUUGGGCGUCAAUUGGUGAUGAUGUAUGGACGGCCAAGGUACAACUGGGACCCUUCACAGCAGCUGAGGUGGAAGUGAUCAGCGAUGGGAAGACUGGAGUUGAAGUACGGGCUGCCCACCGUCAUGGAGACAUGUUAGUUGCCUCUAUGAUGCGCCGUUUGCCACCACCAUGUGAUGCUCCCUACACCGUGUCCCAUGCCCAUACUCCCACCAGCAUACUCGUCACUGCUCGUAAGGUGCCAUCUUCCUCCCACGCUAACAGUCGCAAAGAUGUAUCACAGCCUCAAAGCGAGGAGCCUGUUGAAAUCUAGAUCUGGGCGGCGCCACUCAUUCUGAGUAAAUAUGUAAAUUAUACUAUCAUAAUGACGGUAUCAUUACCUUUAUAAAUUACCAUUAUCUAACUGCAGCAAAUCCUGUAUAUUCUUGUUAAAGCUACGAGCUUCAGUUGCAUUAUGAUUAUAUAUAUUUGUGGUAUUAAUUUUAUAUUCCUAUAUCCAGCUACAUUCUAAGAUCUAAUGCCAGAAUGUCUUAACUUCAUUAUUUUCACAGUAAAAUAGACAUUAAACAAUAUUAAAUUUGGUUUGCAUUAAUAUAUUACUAUAUAGCCAGAUAUAAUCUCAUACAGAUAAAUUUUUAUUUUAGGAUGGUUAACACUGACAUAAUAAAGAAAAAAAUGCACCA
Cherax quadricarinatus is the source of this 1402-nucleotide messenger RNA. RefSeq lists its product as uncharacterized. The record is from RefSeq and is a predicted model, not a curated record. Lineage: Eukaryota; Metazoa; Arthropoda; Malacostraca; Decapoda; Parastacidae.